AUGAGAGACAACAACACUCCGGAUGAUGCUGAAGACCAAGAAAACCCCGUCGAGCAAAACUCCGAACAAGACGAUCGGGAGGAUGGGCAAGUUAGCCUUGAUGAACAGGCUGCAAACGAAGACUCGGAGGACAGUUAUUACCUUCCAGCCUCCGAGGAUGAGUGCAAGGGAGGGCACCUGACCUGCGCGGACUGCCGCGUCGAGCGCCCCGGGAACCAGCGACAGUGCCAGAAGUGCGAGCGCGGCGGUGGCUUCGAUGUGCGGAACACGGCGGUGGACUCCGUCCUUUCGUCAAGCGUGUGUCCGCUCGCGCCCUACAAAUGCCCCGUGCCUGUCUGCGGCUACGAAGGCCCGCCGCCGGUGCUCUACCACCACAUCAGCACCGCACAUCCCAUGCCCGUGCAUAGGAUCCAGUACGGCAAGGUGCUCUGGCUGCAAGUGCCACUGUCGGAGCCACGGCUCUUGCUGUUCGCGGAGGAGGACCGCCGCGCGUUUUUCUUGGUCGGUGGCGUGCUCGACAUUGGCGCGCCUAUCGCCGUGUCGGUCGUCUGCAUCAGAGCGGGGGCGUCCCCACUGCCGCACUACGUGGCCAAGCUGUGGGCGAACGGCCCGCCGGGGGAGCCCAAAGGCACGACCGAUGCCGUCAAGGUGGAAAUGGAGGUGACAAGCAACAAGGAUCCCGGUGACGUCGACGUGCAGGAGCUGACCUUCUUGACAGUUCCGCCCAAGCUGCUGGCCGGGGCUAAGCUUUUGUCCCUCCACAUUCAGAUUGACAAGCUCACGUCCUAA
Messenger RNA from Triticum urartu, 789 nucleotides. NCBI's taxonomy places the organism in Eukaryota, Viridiplantae, Streptophyta, Magnoliopsida, Poales, Poaceae. The record is from RefSeq and is a predicted model, not a curated record.